This is a messenger RNA of Condylostylus longicornis, 929 nucleotides long. Its product is annotated as tRNA (guanine-N(7)-)-methyltransferase. NCBI's taxonomy places the organism in Eukaryota, Metazoa, Arthropoda, Insecta, Diptera, Dolichopodidae. Bases 99 to 827 code for a protein of 242 amino acids. Gene Ontology annotation, biological process: tRNA methylation; RNA (guanine-N7)-methylation. The record is from RefSeq and is a predicted model, not a curated record. Gene Ontology annotation, cellular component: tRNA methyltransferase complex. Gene Ontology annotation, molecular function: tRNA (guanine(46)-N7)-methyltransferase activity. The transcript is spliced from 5 exons.
ACUUGGAUGGUAAUGUUGCUGAUAAUUCUUCACAACAUGUGUUAUUGGAACGUGUUGGAACAUUAUCUUUGCAACGAAAUGGGACAAUUUUUACUUUAAUGAUAAGUGUCAAAUACAAAUUUUUAAGAAAAAUGGAGUUAUCUCUUCCUCAAAAACGUUAUUAUCGACAAAGAGCUCACUCUAACCCUAUAGCAGAUCAUAGUUUUGAAUAUCCAUCAUGUCCAAGCGAUUUUGACUGGUCAACCUUGUACCCUGAAAUUAAAAAUUCAAAUCAAAUGAUAGAAUUCGCUGAUAUAGGAUGUGGUUAUGGUGGAUUUUUAGUUACACUAAGUGAAUUAUUUCCGGAUAAACUUGCUUUGGGAAUGGAAAUUCGUGUUAAAGUGUCAGAUUACGUUGUGGAUAGAAUAGAAGCGUUGCGGAAAUUACAUGCAGGAAAAUACAAUAAUAUAGCUUGUUUGCGAACAAAUGCUAUGAAAUAUCUACCAAACUUUUUUGAAAAAGCUCAAUUAUCUAAAAUAUUCUUUUUAUAUCCUGAUCCCCAUUUCAAAAAAGCCAAACAUAAAUGGAGAAUUAUAAAUCAAUCACUUUUAUCAGAAUAUGCUUACGUUUUAAGAAAAGGGGGGAUAAUAUAUACAAUUACGGAUGUUGAAGAUUUGAACCAAUGGAUUGUUAAACAUUUAGAGGAGCAUCCAUUAUACGAGAAAGUUGAAGAUGAAUAUUUGAAAAAUGAUCCAAUUAUAGAAAAGUUAUAUGAAAGUAGUGAGGAAGGUAUUAAAGUAACAAGAAACAAAGGAUCCAGAUUUUUAGCAAUUUAUAAAAGAAUAUAAUUUUUAAUAAUGUUUACCUUUUUUACUAUUGCUGUAUGCAUAUACAUAUGUAUAAUAAUAUUUACUUAUAUAAAUAUUUUUUAAUUUAUUUUUAUUCGAUAA